GGUAGCACUAAUUAUAUAUUAACUUUGAAUAUGCCUCAACUGGCAAAACAGUCCAUAGAAAGUCUUAAUAGUAUUACCAUUGAAACCAUACAAUUGGAAUCGUUGGGUCGUAUAGCAGAGUUGGGUGAAUUUUACGAUAAAAGAUACGAUAAAUUUACGGGUAUUAACAUAUUUAAACGGAAAUUGUUGUCGGAUGACCAUGUUGCAUCAAUUGAAAAUAAAUAUACUAACUUGAAAUUUGGUUUUGAACAAUGUAUUUCCGAUAAAUUUCAUCAAUGGGACCUGGGUGCUGAACUACAGUUAAGUGUACUAGGUGGUUAUUUUGAAUUUAAUGGUGCGGCCGAGUAUUUUAAAUCAAGAAAAUCUAGUGCCCGGAGCACCAGACUAACAAUGGUUGAGACAAUUAACACCCGAUACGAGUCAAUCAAUUUGGCCGACAAAACACUUAGUCCGGCUAUCAAUUGGGAUGCGUUGUCUGAGAUUCAGUUUACACAUAUAGUUGUCGGUAUUCAAUGGGGAGGUAAAGUCAUUGUACAGAUAGAUGACUCUAACGAUCAAAAUGAAGAUAUUGUUAGCAUUGAGGGUCGUUUAGGCGCUAAUAUUAACUUAUUAUUUAAUAAAAUUUCCGGAGAAGUUUCGAUAAACAAUACAGACAUCGAUUGGCAACAAUUAGGAAAAUAUAAAUUUGAAGUUUUUGGCGAUAUAUUGCCCGACUAUUCGCCCGUUUCUAUUGAAGACGCACUGGUAUUCAUGCGAAACACACCUAAACUACUGGUCAAUGGUAAUGAUGGUAAAGGCAAACAAAUGACACACAUAUUGAUGCCAAUCAACACAUUUCGACAGUUGUGGCAAUUGGAUGGCAGUAAUGAUAGUACUAUUGUUGUCAACAUUGACCCUCAAGUAAUCGACAAAUGUGUUAAACUGUUUGACGAUAUGAACUCAAUUGAACAGAAACUUAACGAUUAUUAUAUUAGUAUUAAUCGGUUCAGAGAUAACUUAAAAGCCGAGCAUCUGGACUAUGUAAGCCAAUUGAAAGCAAAUUAUAGCAAAUAUCAGGAACAGGUAUCUCAUGUAUUGCAUAAUAUGCUAAUAGAUGUUAGAUCAGGUAUAGUAGGUGUCGAAAAAUUAGAGGAAACUUUAUUUACGUUUAUUAACGAUGAAUAUUCUAUGGAUAACAUGUUUGCCAAACUAAAUAAUUUGGAAAAACUUCAAUUUAAAUUAUCAAUAUUUGAUCGGGUUAAAUCUAUCAAAAAUAUCCAUAUAAUUAACAAGUAUACUAAUUUUGCUAAUUACUAUGUUGCUAAUUACAAUAAAAUUGUCAUCAUGUUAAUGUACUCAUAUGAUGUUGACAUUCAUUAUGAUAAUUUGGAAACCAUUAAUAUAUUAGAUAAUAUGAUUAGACGAUUGCCGCAAAAUCUUACCAAUGAUUAUGCGUAUUAUGCAAUCAAUUACGAAAUUAUAGACAAUAAAAUGCAACAAUUGUUUAAUAUUAGUAAAUAUAAUAUUACGACAAAACAAACCACAAUUGCCUUCUAUCGUAAGGGACGGCUUAUCAACCAAACCAUACCAGAGAUUGGCGAUCCAAUCAUCUAUAUAUUAGGCGGUGCUUUGGGUAACAAAAUGCUUGCAUAUAAUAUCAGACUAAAAGACUUUCGGGGAGUCAAACCAUUUGCUUAUAAAGUAGACAAACAUAAAAUGAUUGCUUUCAAUAAUUUUAUUUAUCUCAUCGGUGGUAGAAUUGGAGAUACGACAUCACAUAUUGUUGAAAGAUAUGAUCAAAUAAAUGAUAAUUGGCAUCGAAUGGCAUCAUUGAAUAUACAAAGAUAUUCAAUGGGCGCCGCAGUUAUGGAUAAUAAAAUUUAUGUUUGCGGUGGAUAUAAAAGUAAAGACAAUAAGUUAUAUUCGUGUGAAUACUAUGACUAUAUAAUUAAUGAAUGGAUAUUUACGACACCAAUGAUUAAUCUGCGGACAAACUUUCAAUUGAUCUCACAUUUUGACAGUUUGUACGCAAUUGGUGGCGAAAUUAGCGGCAAAACAAAUAGUGUUGACAGAUAUAGUGUUGUCAGCAAAAAGUGGACACCGAUCACAUCUAUGAACCAAGCUAGGACUGGUCACAGUGCCGCUGCAAUGAUGGGACAGAUAUAUGUUUGUGGCGGUAAUGAUCUCAAAACAUGUGAAAUGUAUAAUCCGGACAAAGAUAUCUGGAAAACAAUAGAAUCGAUGAAUGAAAAAAGAUAUUUAUUUAAUUUAAUUUCAUAUAACAAUAUAUUAUAUGCAAUCGGAGGACGAGAUAAUGAUGGUUGGUUUGCAAAAAAUUUUGAGUCAAUUGAAAUUUUUGAUAAUACAACUGGAAAAUGGUUUUACAGCAAUACAAUGCCGGAAAAGAUUUAUGACUUUGAGGCGUCAUUAUUGGUUUACUAAUAUUUAAUAUAUAUAAAUGUAAUAAUUUU
Molecule: messenger RNA, 2450 nt
Organism: Oppia nitens
Lineage: Eukaryota; Metazoa; Arthropoda; Arachnida; Sarcoptiformes; Oppiidae
Exons: 8
Coding region: 31-2421 (796 amino acids)
Molecular function (GO): protein binding
Source: RefSeq, a predicted model, not a curated record